Molecule: messenger RNA, 823 nt
Organism: Ochlerotatus camptorhynchus
Lineage: Eukaryota; Metazoa; Arthropoda; Insecta; Diptera; Culicidae
Product: protein 60A-like
Exons: 4
Coding region: 1-687 (228 amino acids)
Cellular component (GO): extracellular region
Molecular function (GO): growth factor activity; cytokine activity
Source: RefSeq, a predicted model, not a curated record
AUGCUGGCAACCGAGGCGAUCGACACGGUUUCCAACUGGAUGCAAGGAGCGAAGCUGCAGAUAGCCCACCACAAAACGGAAGUGCUAUUGGUCAGUAGCUGUAAAGCUGUUCAGCGGGCAGAAAUUACCGUCGGGGAGAACGCCAUAGUAUCAAAGCGCGUGCUGAAGUAUCUUGGAGUGAUACUCGAUGACCGAGUAAGCUUCAAUAGCCACGUCGACUACGCAUCUCAACGUAGAUUUUUAAAUAUUUUUUUUCAGGUUAUUAAACCGUUUCUACACAAUUCUUCUAGAAGCAAGCGAAACGUCCAAAAGAAACGCAAGAACAAAUCAGAAAAUCGGAACCCAUUAAUUGAUUUGCCGGUUGAUCAUCAUAAAAGUUGCCAAAUUAAAACGCUUUAUGUGAGUUUUAAGGAUUUAAACUGGCAGGACUGGAUAAUUGCACCUGAAGGAUAUGGAGCGUUUUAUUGCAGUGGAGAGUGCAAUUUUCCACUAAAUGCUCAUAUGAAUGCAACAAAUCAUGCAAUUGUACAAACACUCGUACAUCUAAUGCAUCCUAGUAAGGUACCCAAACCGUGCUGCGCUCCUACGAAGCUGAUUCCAAUUUCGGUGCUUUACCACAUAGAUGAAACUAAUGUAAAUUUAAAAAAGUACAAAAAUAUGGUCGUUAAAAGUUGUGGGUGUCAUUGAACAAUUUGCAUUAAGUAUAAAAGUAUAUGUGACCUUAUAUCAAAACUAAAAAUAAUUUAUAAUUGCUUUGUGAAAAUCAUUAACAUUAUUAAUUAAACAUUAUGUGAUUAAGUAUUUCUAGUUUUUCAGCCAUUUA